Gryllus bimaculatus (two-spotted cricket) is the source of this 201-nucleotide messenger RNA. The record is from the annotation of a GenBank genome assembly. Lineage: Eukaryota; Metazoa; Arthropoda; Insecta; Orthoptera; Gryllidae.
AUGCCAGUAGCAAGGGAAGUCUGUUUAGAGAGCCUCGUUUUUGAUUUGGCCUUUGACAAUGUACCAGAUGGGCUGGAAAGUGGACGAGGUGUGGCUGACGAACUAGGAAAAGGAGGAAGAGCAGCAGCAGCUGCAGCUGCUGCAACGGUCUCUGUAGCUGUUGCUGCAGGAGAAGGGCGAGAUGUUCGUCGCAGUGUGUGA